This is a messenger RNA of Stylonychia lemnae, 3876 nucleotides long. Lineage: Eukaryota; Ciliophora; Spirotrichea; Sporadotrichida; Oxytrichidae. The record is from the annotation of a GenBank genome assembly.
AUGAGAAGUACUCUCUGGCUCCUAUUAGUAUUACUUACUUAAUCCUACUGCUCCUAAUCGGGCCAGUACCAUUAGGUUGGAGAGUCAGCAAUGAUUUUAGGUUAAAGAGGGUAAGAUUGUGUUGGCCAGAUUUGCUCAGAUUCGAGUGAGUAAUAGAAAAUCCAACAUCAAAGAUCUCAUCAUAUUGGACAAAAAUAAUAAUAGGAACAAAACAUAAUCUUGUCCCAAAUGAUUUUCAAUGAGGAGUUUCCUCAGGAUAAUUUAUCCAUCAUGCCUGAGUAAUAUCUGGAACCAUCAUAAAACUAAAUAACUCAAAGAGAUAUCGAUGACAUCGAUAAAGCUAAUGCUCUCUUAACCUAUAAUAUUAAUAAGGACCACUUCAAGUCCUCCUAAGUGAGCAUCCAGUUAGCAGAUGAGAAUAUUCUAGACGUUUAAAUAAAUUAAGAGGAUAAAUUAGUGGUUUAAAACAAAGAGGUGCCUAUCUCCAUCAAGGACAUUGUAAAGAAUUCCAUAGUCACUUUACCUGAUCAUAUUCCUAAUGUCUUGUUCAGUAGCUCUAUGUAAACCCAAGUCUAUGUACUAGACUACCAUGAUGAUAACCUUGGAGCGAAAAAUUUGAAUCAAUUACAAUCAAUAAAAAUAUAGCCAAAGACUCAAAUAAAGAGAAAUGAAUUCUAGAGCUAACAAGGAAAUGAGAAUAGAUUUUACUACCAUUCAAAUUUAUACUAAGGAGAAGGUGAAGAAUGCCCUAAGGAAGAUGAAAAUUUUGAAAAUAAAAUUGAAUUUUAAGAAUCACAAAGCACUAUAGUCACUAAAAUAGAGUAUCAUCUCACUGCUGUAGAUCGCUUUACUGGUCAGAUCUUGUUUAAUGUUACUAAAUCAGACUAUUCUCCUCAUUUCAAUCUACCAAAUAGAUAAAACUUCAUAGGAUACCAAGAAUUUCUAAAAAAUCAAAAUUCUUAAAACUAAUAAUAAUCAAAUUCACAAGAAUAUUAAAAUUCAGCCAUAAACAUAAUCAUUAAAAAUAGUUAGGAAAAUGAUUCUGAUGUACAGGAUUAAAAAGAUAAUUAGUCCUAGGAUACUAGAGUUUAAGAAUAAUCAGCUCUCAUCGUAUAUGACGAUUCUCUGAUAAUACAGCCAGAUUAAGAGGAGAGACAUAUUAAAAUUGAGGUUAAAGAGGACAAUCAAUUCCUACAGUUACUAAGACACGUAUUUUAUCUGAUUGGCUGCAAGGACAUUGAUAAUACUCAAAUCAUUUUGGGGUUGCUGCUAUUUCUAUUGAGUGUUAUUAUCAUCCAAUAGAUGCAAAUUAGAAUUCUUAAGAGAAGAGAACGCUUACAAGCUCUGCAGUCUCAGCCUACUCCUCCAAUGACUAGUCUUUAUGUUAGUUAGACACCUCAGAUCUAAUCAUCUAAGCUAGAACUUAUUGAUCAAUCUUUGCUGAAGAGUUUUUGCGAUGAUAGUCAUAUGAAGAGCAAGUCAAUGAAGCUCUAUAGCUAGAAAGGGUAGGAGUAGAUGAAUGAUGACAGUUCAUCAAGUGAAAACAGCAAAAAAGCAUUCCAGAGAUAACCAUCAAAAAUAGCUUUAAUGCUCUAAAAUGCAGCUAGUGCAAUUUAAAACAAAGAAGACAAUUAAUUGAGUUAAAGUAAUUCUGAAGAUGGUGGAAUUCCUUAGGUAGAAUUGACAGAUAGAUCUAUUUAAUCUAAAGCUGAUGAUCCAUUCUUCAGAGUUGGAUAAGAAGCACAUGCAGAGAACAAUGACAUGCAACUUAAACUAUAUAAUCCUAGCUAAUAAGCUUAAAUUUCGCUGUUCUAAAUUAAGUCUGACAGCAUUAUUGAGCCAGAAUAGACGGAACAACUUCAGGAAUUAAUCUUCAAAUUUGAAGGUGACAACAUUGUCAAAGAAGAAGUUUAUAAGUAAAGAAACAUCUAUCCUAACAAUCAAUAAACACGAGAGUUUCUAGGACAUGAAAUAAUUGAGAAAAAUAUUCAAAUGAACACUGAUUUGAAUGCUGUAUAAUUGAAAAAAGCAUCAAGCAAAAACUCAAAUAAUGCUGGAAGUAAGAAUAGAAUCUCAAUCCCAGCAAUUUCAAAACUACAGACUAUUAAUUCAGAAGAUAGCUCUCUCAAUGAUUCUAAUCAUAUAUUCUCAAACAGAAUGAGGGAAAAUUCAAGUGAAAUGGAAGAUUUUAACCCUCUAAAUAAAAUUAAUAAUAUACAAGAAGUAAAUUUUCAAGUUAAAAAGGUUAUCAAUAAAGAAAACCCUUUAAUGACUUAACCAGAGUACAAAGUUUAGUUCAAAGAAUAUUAGAACUCAAAUGACAAGCAAGACACUAAAGAUCUGAUAAUUAGCUCAAAUUAGAAAAUAAGCUUCUAGAAAAUAUAAUCAUAAAGUUCAUUUAAAGCCCUCCCUUCAAUCCAACAUUACGAGCAAACUUAAGCAUUAAUAUCUAAAUUUUUGGAGAACGGUCGCUUUAAAAGAUAAUUUGUAACUAUGGAUGAGUUAGGAAGAGGCGGGUUCGGUGUUGUCUAUAAAGUCAAAUAUGCUUUAGAUGACAACAUAUAUGCGAUUAAGAAAAUUAAACUUCACCUAGGAGUGGCUGAAACUCUGUAAAAUCACAAGGUUUAUAGAGAAAUUUAGGCCAUCACUAAAUUAGAGCCUAAAAAUAUCAUUAGAUAUUAUACAUGCUGGAUUGAAGGUUUAGAUGAACUAGAGCUUUAAAAUGAAAAAAAGUUUGUUGAAUAAGUUAAAAAGCAAAAUGUCAAAUAAAAUGUGUAAAAAAAGAACUUAAAAUAAAUCAGAGAAUCUCAGUCAAGCCUUUCAUUAAGAUCAACAAAUGAAAGAACUAUCAUUGUUACAAGUAAAAAAUAAGCUAAAAAUGGAAAUAAAUCAAAGAAAUUAUAGCAAAAGAGAGGUAAAAAAGAGAACAGCCUGAUAUUUGGUAACUAGUCUAUUGACUCAUCAGCAUUUGAUUAGGAUGAUGAAGAUCUAGAAGAGGAUGAGGAAGAUUAUGAAUGCAAUGAUGACGAAAGUUUAGAUUAUGAUGAAAGCUUUUUAGAUGAAGAUGAAGACUAGUCUAUUUAAGAUUCUGAAGUCUAGGAUAUAGUCUCUAAUAUAGAAGAGAGUAAAAGAAUAGAUUAAACUUAAAACAUAUAUGAUGGAGGAUCUAUUUCUAUGUAUACAUUGCAAUAACUUAUUAGAUAAGAAAAGCCUUAUAUAUCACUUAAUCUAAUGAUAUAAACAGAAUACUGUUCAGGCUAGACUCUUAAGGACUAUCUAAUGAAGAGAGGUUCAAAGAUUGAUAGGCAUUAUAACUUCAAGGUCUUUUCUUAGCUUGUAAAUGGUGUAGCAACUAUUCAUGAUGCAAAUAUCAUUCAUAGAGAUCUAAAACCUGAAAAUAUAUUCUUAGAUGAGCACAAUACAGUUAAAAUUGGAGAUUUCGGGCUAGCCAGAGCAUUCGAUGAUGCUUUUAUGAUUCCUCAAAAAAGUUUACUCAAUAUCAUGCAAAAACAGACUUCAUAAGACCAGUCUGGAGCUGUAGGCACUCCUCUUUACUUUAGUCCAGAGCAAUUAUAGUCUCUAUAAAAUACAAAGUUAAAGGUUAACUAUGCUGAUCUUGGAGAGAAAAUAGAUAUUUAUUCCUUAGGUUUGAUACUUUUGGAGUUAUCAUCGGAUAUCACAACUACUCAUGAGAAAUUAACGUCCUUCAACUUUGUAAAAGAAAAGAGAAAGCUACCUCCAAACAGUAAUCUUUAGGGAACUGUUGAAGGUGACUUAAUCAUGAAACUAACAUAGAUAGCUCCAGAGAAAAGGCCAUGCAUUUAAGAUAUAAGAGAUGAAUGGCUGCCCAAAUGGCAAGUAAAUCUCCCUAAGUGA